This is a messenger RNA of Anolis sagrei ordinatus, 7434 nucleotides long. The record is from RefSeq and is a predicted model, not a curated record. Lineage: Eukaryota; Metazoa; Chordata; Lepidosauria; Squamata; Anolidae.
GGGGACCUUAGCAACGGGGAAGGUUUUCCCGGGAGAAGAUGCAGCCGAGCGGGGAAGGAGAUGCCGUGGGCCGGCAGAGCCCCGAGCCCACCAUGUACCGGCACAGGCCCACCUCGGAGCUGACCCAGGAUAUUUCUCAUUUGCUAGCAAGUGUCUUUAAGAACAUGUAUACCUCAGAGGUGAUAGGAGUGGACACCGUGGAGAAUAUGAUCAAGUCCCGUGGCGGAGACAAUGUCCAUCAUGAGGAGUUCGUUAAAGAGUUACAAAAGGUCAGGAAGAAAUACAAAGACGAAUUGGCAGAAGCAGAUAUGCUAGAAAGGCACAUCAUCCAAGCCAGGGCUCGGGCCACAGCAGAAGAGGAAAGGAUCCUGAAUGAAUACAAAGAUGACGUUCCAGAAGGUUACCGUCACAUUGCGUUGCCACCGGUAAAGUCUACCUUCAGAUGGUGCGUGGAUGAUGAACUUCUGGAAAAGCAUAAUUUAAUCAGCCCAAAGGAUUACAUCACAGAUCCAGAGCUCAUUACUCGGGCACCAAAAGAAAUAUCCGAGCCUGGCUACUUGAAAGAAAUCGAGAGUUUUCAACACCAUAUUUCUGACAAUUCAAUGUCUACCAAACUGAAAGAAAGUCCACACAUUAAGAAACUACAAGAAAGUUUUCCAGAUGUGUCUUUAUCUAGCUUUACCAUGGAGUCUUCAACUACUGAUGUUCCAAGUCGUAUUAAAAAAUCAUUCAUUAAGAGUGAGAGGAUCCCUCGGGCCCCGGGGCGGAACGUAUAUGGGGGAUUUGCUGAUGUCGUAAGAAUUGGGGAGGGGGUGCGGGCAGCACGGCCGAGGCGUGGGACAGGGGGGACAGCCACAGAGAGAACCGCACUGGACGAGGGCCACGCCCCGCACCGCGAAGGAGCAGCCGAGAGGGGCAAGGCGGCGGAAAAGAAUGCGGGGACAGACGCCAAGGAAACUGCAGCCAACCGAGGGAGUAUGGCCAUGAAGGGCGGGACCAGAAGGAGGCAACGGCAGGGGCACCCCCCGGGGAACAGCGUACCAAAGUACCAAGAAGAGAGGGAUCGGGGGGGGUUGGCAUGCGUCAGGGGGGCCGGAGGCGGACGGCAGCGCCAUCCCGCAAGAGCGCCCGGCGGUGCACCACCCACGCGCAGGCAGGCCAAGGGAGUCACGGCAAGAGACCAGGCAGCGGAGAGCGAGGGGCGCGGAGGGAAAGAGGCGAAACAACGGAGCAGAACAAGCAGUGAGCGUACGCAAAAGGGGUGCUGGCCUGAGAGCGGGACCAAAAGGGCUGGGCCAGGGCGGGGUGAGCGGCAGCGAGUGGGAAAGAAGCGGUACAGAAAAGGGGAAGGCCACCACCCGGGCGAAGCCACAGGGCCGAGCCAAGAGGGGAUGGGGAGGGGGGAGGGAAGAAAGCCGGGAGCCCGCAGAAAGAGGAAACAGCCGGGCGAAAAGGCAGCCGGGAAAGAGGGGGCAGGGGGGCCCGUCAAAGAACGACCCGCGCCAGAAAACCGAGGGGGGAGAGCGGCAAGAGCUAGGCAAAAAAACCGCGGACCAAGAGAGAGCCAGAAAGCGGGAAAACCCGCGCGACGGCGCCACACGCGAGCGGAGACGGCCCGUGCGCCGCAAAAGAGGGCAGCUAGGCCAGAAGAAAGAGGGGGCGGAAGGAGCAGACGAGGCGGAAAAAAAGGAAGGACAAAACGGGGAGGGGAACGGCCUGGGAGGCCGACAGGAGCGCCACCGGGCGCAAAGGGGAACCCGGAGCGGGGAAAGCGACGGGUAACCGAAAGGACGCAGGCACGCCAGCGCGCAGGCACAGAAACCGCCACAAGGGAACAGCGAUCGAGCCGCGGGGGCAACGCCGGGCAGACGGCCGGGGCGCACACCAAAGGCGGCAGUGCGAAGGCGCGACUGCACAAGAAACAAACGCACAGACCGGGAAAGGGCGGGCCGGCAGGACCGAAGGAAGGGGCGACGGGAGAGCAGCCACAGGAGGGGGCCGAAGGAAAGGGGGCUGGGAGCGACGAACAGGAAACAGUGAUCAAAGAUAACGACACGAGAAAACCGCCGGAGCCACCAGAGAGGGCGGAAGCGGCACAGGGGGGAGGAAGGACACAGGCCCAAAAGGGAAAACCAAGGUGGGACCAGCCGGCAAAGAAAAGACCCAGCCGAAGCGCACCAAAAGGCAUGCCAGAGCCAGGCAAGCCCAAGCCGGCUCUCGCCCACCAGCGGGCCGGGCAAGGGCGGACGGAACGGCCGCCCGGGAGCGCAGCGCGCGGGGCAGAGAAGAGCGGGAGGACAGGGAGGGCCGGGCAGGGUGAGGAGGGAGAGCCAAGACCGCAAGGGGGGCGCAGAAAAAGGAAAAACGACGGGAGACAGGAGGCAGCGCCAGGAGACGGACCCACGGGGAGAACCUGCCGCCCCAGGACGAGGGAAGCGGCGAGCGCGGCAAAGGCCUCCACAGGGGCGGGCCGAAGCCUAAGGGACGAAGCGGGACCAAGGUGGCCAGCGGACGGCCCAAGCGGGGCCGGGCACACAAGGGGGAAGGUGCACCGCCGGCAAGGAGGCCAGGCUCAGGAGUCAAGACGCCAAACGGCACCGGCGCGGAGCAGCAAGUUCAAACGGCCCGCCAGGGGGUGGACGGCAACGGCAACGCCAAAGGGAGGCGGGUGGAGGGGGGGGGAACACGGGGAGCGGAGGGGCUCCCGGCCGGAGGAGGAGAAGCGGGGAGGCGCCAUGCCCAAGGAAUGGGAGAAGGGACCAAAAGCUUGUAAAAAAGCAGGCGGCGGGGAGGGCACGAGGCCCACCGGGGCCGAGUCCAGCAAAAACCCACCAAAGGACGGGGGCGGAGAUAGGGGCAGGGGGAGAGGUGAAGCGGGGGGGCGGCAGCACAACAGAGGAACGGACGGAGCCAACAAGAGGGCGGGCCGGCGGAGACAUGGCGCGGAGGAGAGCGAAGAGAUGGCGCAACACGUCAGAAGGGGGGAGGGGGACGAGAGAUGGCUCACGCCGGCUGGGCCCGCAGGGGAGAGCCAAGCCAGAAGGGAGGGGGCCGGCCAAAAGAAAAGGCGCGAGGCGGGACAGAAGGGAAGGACGAACGACGCACGCUCGGACAGAAGAGGCCGCCGCGAAGCACGGUCGAGGGGGGGAGGGCGCACGGAUUCCAGAGGGAAGAAAGGGGGAAGGUCCGAUAGGAUGGGAAUGGGCAGAGGGGGCGGCAUGGGGCCGACCGCCAGGGAGAAAGGGGCGGAGGAAGGAGCAAACCGCCAGCCAGACCGCGGGGGGGGCCGGGACACCAGGGGAAAAUUUCCAGGAGAAGGAGGACUUAUUGCUCCGGGAAUGAGCUGUUACCAUGAAGUUCAGUUCAUUCCUGAAUACCUGUCGGAUUAUGAUGAUUAUAUCCUGGUAGAGUCGCAGGCGCCAUAUCCGUUCUUCAUCCCUUUGAAAGGUAGAAGACCGCCUCCUGUUUUGACACUGCCUUCCACCUUGGACUGUGGUGCCUGCCUCGUAGGCGGAGUAAAAUUUACACAAUUUCCUUGCAAAAACGAAGGUUCCAGCACUGGGAAGUUUUGCAUCAUGCCAAAGGGCAUCUGGCCACCCCCUAACUUCCGGGCUGUUGCCACUUUUGGUUAUGUGGAGCAAGACGUAUUUGGGAUUCAUCCAGCAGUAUUUGAGCUAGCUCCUGGCCAGUCGACAGUAAUUGAGGUUGUCUUCAUGCCCAUUUUACCCGAAACCUUUACAGUGACGUACCUCAUGGUUUGUGACAAUUGCCAGAUCAACGAGAUUACGGUGACAGGUCUAGGGCAGCUGAUAGCUUUGGAACUGUUCUCUGUCACUGGUGGAGAAAGCCAUCCCCUUCCUGGUGAACUUACCGAUGUGACAGCUCAGCAUCUCAUUCGAUUUGAUUCUCUGAACCCCUAUUCUGUAGCAGAGAAGAUUCUGGUUCUUAGAAAUAUGACCCACGUAGAACUUCCCUUCUUCUGGCAAAUAAUGAAACCUAACUUGCAGCCAUUAAUGUUGGAAGGAAAAGUGGACCUUGCAAAAAUAAAGUACAACUUGGAAAGGGAGUCAGCUUUCUCUCUAACUCCGUCCAUGGGAAAGCUACCUGCGCAUUCCGACUUCCCCUUUACUCUCACAUUCGCUCCAAAAAAGUUGAGAGACUACCACAGUGUGCUUCAGAUUGUACUAGAGGAUAUCCCAGAACUACCUAACCCUCAAAAACCGUGGUUAUAUGAAGUUGGAGAAAACCGACAAGAAGAUGUUAUCGCCCUGGAAAUAGAUGUUAAAGGCCAUACAGAACCCUUGCAGCUCCUUUUAGAACCAUACGCCAUUAUAAUCCCUGGAGAAAACUAUAUUGGUGUAAAUAUUCGAAGACUGUUUAAGAUGUAUAACAAUAGCAAAUCCCCAGUCGUGUUUGCCUGGGAGAAAAUCAGUGACUGUGACAUAUUGGAAGUCGAACCUUCUACUGGAAAGUUGGGAGAAAACGAGUUCUGUGAGUUUGAGUUCACAAUUACCGGAGGCAACCCUGGACAUUCCUGUCAUAAGAUGGAAUGCAAGAUCGCCAAGUGUACAGAACCGGUUGUGUUGCAUGUGGAAGCUGAUUUUAAGGGUCCCCUUCUUUCCGUUAGUGCGCCCUCACUUGAUUUGGGUCUCCUUAAACUGGGUGAAAAAGUGUCCAGUACUUUUCAGAUACAAAACGUAAGUCAACUGCCAGGAAGAUGGAAAAUGCAGGAAAGUCCUGUUUGCAUAGCUGAAAGGGAAGAAGAGACUUCUCCUUUUACCAUUGAGCCUUCUAGUGGGGAAUUAGGUCCUCUAGACGUGUGCAGUGUCUCAGUUUUAUUUUCAUCAUAUAUGUGUCAGCGUCUCCAAACAGUGCUAGUGAUGGAAGUGGAAAAUGGAACUGGAAGCCAUAUCCUCGUCAAUGUGGAAGUUCAGAGUCCUCAGGUGUGCCUUCUCUCAAGCCACUUGCAUUUUGAUCUUUCGGUCGGGAUUCCUGCAGAAGCAACUAUCAAGCUGUUUAACCAGACAUUGCUCCCAACCCGCUUUAAGUGGGGAGAGCCCUUUGGAAGGCAGGCUUCUUCAUACACAGUUAGCAUCACCCCUGAAAGUGGCAUUUUGGGUCCGAAUGAAGAAAAGGAAUUGCGUGUGGGGAUACUGACUCAUUCUAAGGAUGAGCUGAAGGACCUCACCUUGUGCUGUAGCAUUGAAGACAUGCUGGAUCCCAUCUUUCUGGCUAUUUCUGGUGAAGUGAAGGGUCUGCAUGUCACAUAUUCUGUACCCUCUGACAGUGAUGAGAAAGAAAAAUCAGAGGAUUCUCAAGAGCUGAAAUUAGACUUUGGUUCUGAAGUGGCAUUGAAGAGCGUGGUGAAACGUCACCUCAUAAUCACCAAUCAUUCUGAAUUAGCUGCUUUUUUCACAAUCGAGGUUGACUAUUUUAGUUCACCAUCUUCAGAGGAACAUGAUAAGCAUGCCGAUAUAGCCGUGGAAAAAACAAGACGGAUAACCAGACAGACUGAAAAGAGACAACAGUCAGCUUUCAAAGCUGCAAUGUUGUCUCAUGGGAAAGGAGCGACUUUCCACGUAUGUCCUUCCACGGGAACCCUGAAGGCCUUUGAAGAGCUUUCUGUAGAAAUAACAGCCUAUAACAACAUGUGGGGACAUUACGAGGACACUCUCAGCUGCAAAGUUGGAGAAUCAGACCCUGUGUGGAUUCCCAUCCAAAUGACCGUGAAAGGCUGCCCGAUCUACUUGCAAGUGACAGGACCGAAUCAUCCAAUGGCAACACCUGUCAUCAGGUUUGGAGCCCACAUCUCAGGCGGAGACACAGUCUCCCGUUAUCUGCGUCUCAAUAAUCCCACUCCUUUUGACAUUCGGAUGGACUGGGAAACUUACAACCAGGAUAAAGACGACGACAAGUUGGUGGACCUCUUGGUGUUCUAUGGCGCUCCUUUCCCAAUUAAAGACUUAGAUGGCAACGAGAUUGAAGUCAUCUGGGAAUCUGAGCCAUCCCGGCCUAAGAUCUCUUUCGCCUCUACUUUCACGUCGUCGCUUGACUCUACCAGGGCGGAUACAAGCCUGGGAACAAUUUUGGAGGAUGAUGAAGGAGGAAGUGAUGAUGAUGAUACAGUGUGUCAUACUCCCACCCCAAAGCAAAUCAUUUCUGUUGUCAUCAGAGCUCACGAGGGGGUGCCUUCAGACUAUCCUUUCUGCAUAACUCCCAAGCAAGUCGUUGUUCCUGCAGAGGGCAAUGUUGCCAUCCACAUUUCCUUCACUCCGCUGAUGCUCCCUGAGAUCAUUAAUAAGUUCGAAUGCGAAGGCUUUGCUCUUGGCUUCAUGAGUUUGGACAGCCCGGUAGUUCAGGAGAUCCCAGGAAAAGUAAUUCGUGGAGACGGUCAUGCCGUAGCACCUCUCAGAAUUGACCUGCAAGCUUUUGUCAAACCCGCCUUAUUAACCAUUGAAAUGGAUCACGAGAGUGGCUUGGAGUUUCAUGCAUUAGCCAGUGGACUCAUCCCAGAUAUGCCCUUAAAGGGUGUUUUGAUAGACUCCCCCACCACUCUCAAUGUGAAGCUCACCAACAACACCGAGACGCCUUUGUCCUUUAAGCUCAUUCUAACAAUGCCCUUCUCUAUCUCUGGAGUGGACCCCAAGAAGAGCCUGCAAAUAUGUCACAGUGAGAGAGAAGAAGAUAGACAUUGCUUCCUCCUCUAUGCACUGGAAAAUAUGUUGUUGAAGGUGUCCUUCCACACAACCCUGGAAUUGCUAACCUACCAGCAUCUUCCAGAAGACCAGAUACCUCCUGGACUUCAAGUGCUCAAUCGUGAAAAUGGAGACAAAAUACUAGAGUUUAAGCAAGAUCUAGUGAUUGAGUACAGCAACAAAGCAACCCAGGUGCUGCCCAUGACAGCCUACCUGACUGUCCCCCUGCUUGAACUUUCUUGUGAUGCAAUUGAUUUUGGGACCUGCCUGGUGAACCAAAAGAGGACUGAAGCUAUCCUUGUGAUGAACAAGAGCGGAUGCAGGAGUUACUGGGCUGCAUUGCUGAACGAAGAAGAGCGGCACAAGGACCCAGAAGUGUUUUCCAUCUCCCCAAAUAACGGCAUCCUCGAAGCACACGUAUGCAGCGUGCCUACCAAAGAAAUCCUGGUGGUCCGCUUCACAGCAAGGGAGGACAAAGAGUACGAGACCAUUGUGACCAUUGUUGGGAUGCUGGGAGAGAAGCCCUGCCUGCUCUAUGUCCGAGGAAAAGGCUCUUACGAUGAGAAGUACGAAGAGAGGCUCAAAACCUAAACGCUCAUCCACUUUCACAGCAGGAAAAGAUGCCAGUAAGUGUGGCUGCAAGUAAGUCCAUCUAGGUUUUUUUUUUUUUUCUAAUAUGAGGCAAUAAUUUCUUGGCAUGAAUAAACUGCAUGGUCUUACAUCAGAAACCAUUAUGCAC